AGCGGCUCCAACAGAUCCUCUAGUCAGUAGGCAACAGCGAGGGUUCAACACGGUCAACGUAGCUGGGGCGGAAGGCGUUCGAUGCUGUCUUUGCCUCCACUAUGGCAAAAAUCAUCUUGAGGCAUCUCAUCGAGACUCCAGUGCGAUACGAGGCAGAGUUUGAAGCUCGAGGUUUGGAAGAUUGCAGGCUGGAUCACGCUUUAUAUGAACUGCCCGGGCCAACCACCGUGGACCUGGGGAAAGCCAGGGUGGCCCAGCCUGCCCCCGUGGACACCGCAGAGAUGCUGCCCCAGAGAGACGAAUCCCGCUUCCAGGUCCUGCUGGACGUGGUCCAGUUCCAACCUGAAGAUAUCAUCAUUCAGACCUUUGAAGGUUGGCUGCUAAUUAAGGCUCAACAUGGAACCAGAAUGGACGAGCACGGUUUUAUCUCAAGAAGCUUCACCCGACAGUAUAAACUGCCCGACGGCACUGAAACCAAAGAUUUGUCUGCCAUCCUGUGUCACGACGGAAUUCUGGUGGUGGAAGUAAAGGAUUCAGGUGGGACCAAGUGAAAUCUUAACGGUGCCUGUUCAUACAGCACGAGGAAGAUUCUAGUUCUGCCCAUGGUAUCACGAGAAUGUUCUGGCAGAGGUUGCCUCCGUCUGUCAGCAGCUCUGAUGAGGCUUCCAUCUCUCCUCUGGCUCCAGCCCAGAAUGGACCAAUAGUUCUGUUUCCUUUUCCCUGUUCCUCAGGCUCAAGGGGGUAAUGACUUCCCAUUGUUACUGGUCUCUGGGUGCCUAUAAGUCUGCAUCAAUUCUGAUGUGUGGGAGUUUUUCCCAUAUCACCAAGCAAUUCUGCCAUACCAGCUGGGUAUACUAAAAUUCAACUCAGUUCUGACACUAUCUACCCAUAGAUCCUACAAGUUAAGGGGUCAGUCCAACAAGAUUGCUCCCCUAACCCCAACUUCAGACAUCAGUUGCAAGCCCAGGUUAUUACCUGUGUUUCUGAUCAACUGGCUAUAGACUGGCGAUUCCAAUGACCCCUUCCUUGGGUUGGAUUAAUUUGCUGGAGCAGCUCAGAGAGCUCAGAGAAACAUUUUACUUAUUAGAUUACUAGUUUAUUAUAAAAGGGUAUAUAACUCAGGAAGAGGCAGAUGGAAGAGAUGCAUAGGACAAUGUAUGGGGAAAGGGUGAGGAGGCUCCAUACUUUCUCUGAGUGCCUCUCUCCUCGAAUCUUCACACGUUCACCAACGUGGAAACUCUCCGAACCGCUUCCUUUUGGGUUUUUAUGGAGGUUUCAUUACAUCGGUAUGAUUAAUUAAAUCCUUGGCCAUUGGUGAUUGAAUUCAAUUUCUAGCCCCUUUCCUCUUCCAGGGAUGAGGACUGAAAAUUUUCCAAACCUUUAACCACAUGAUUGGCUCCACUGGCAACCAGCCCCCAUCCUAGGUUACCAAGGGGGUUUCCAAAAGUCACCAUUAGCCUAACAAAAGACAACUCUGUGACUCUCCCCACUUAGGAAACUCCAAGGAUUUUAGGAGCUCUGUAACAAAAAUGGAGACUAAGACCAACUAUAUAUUUCUUACUAGAAAUCCCAAUAUCACAGUGCCUCAACAUUUUUGUUGGUCCCUCAGCCCUGCCCACAUCUCUGUAAAUAAUCACAUUAUUAUAUAUUUUUUUAAAAUCCAAGCUAAGUAUGCUUUUUGUUUCCCCUUGGAACUCUGAAUGAUGUAUCCACCUAUAUAUUCUUCCUUUGGCAGAAAAAAGGCAUCUUUAAACAAACAAACAGAAAGAGAACAAAAAAAUAGGAGAACAUAAAAGGAAAUUUUUAUAAAUUAAGGAAUAUUUGCAAUUUUGGGGAUUUUGUCUAGUCUAUGUUUGAGACUAAAAAGUAUGAUGGUAUUCAGUGUUGCUGAGUAUGGUAAACAAUACCUCUUUGUUGCUGAUUUGUACCAUAAAUUAGCACAGUUUUUCUGCCAGAUAGUGUGUUAAGGCUCAGUAUAAUUUUAGAAGUAGAAGAGCAAGAAUUAAAGAAUUUACUCUAAUGAUACAAUAAAAACUUGCACAAAAAUUUGUGAGGCAUUCUUUACUUUGAAGUAUUGAAAACGUAAGAAAUUUGUUAAGCAAACUAAAGUCCAUCCAUAUUAUAAAACACUAUACUGUCAAUAAAAAUCAUCUUCCAGAAAAAUAUUGAGUGAAGUGGAAAAAUGCUCACUAAAUUUAAGGAGGGAAAGCAAGUUACAAAAGGUAUAUAAAAUUCCCACCUUUAUUUUCAGUGGGCAUAUCUCCAUGUCAAUAAGUUUUUGUUUAGGACGUGAUUCUAAUGGCAGUAUUGUACUUCAUAAUAUGGAUAUGCCAUAACUUAUUGUAUGCCGAGAAGAAUCAAAGGUUAAGUUUAAAAAUGCCAAAAGAGGAGAGGGAUCAAGAUGGUGGAGUAAGAAGACAUGGAGCUCACAUCCCACCAUAAACAUAUCAAAGAUAUAUCUGCAUGUGGACCAAUUCUCAUGGAAAACUAACUGGAAACUGGCAGAACUCCUACACAACCAAAGCUGCAAGAAAGAUUCCCCCACAUAUACUGGGAUCCCCAGUUCCAGCUGAGUAAAUAAGUGCAUACCUAUCGAUAAUUACUUUAAACGUCAGUGGACUAAAUGUUCCAAUCUAUAGACAUAGGAUGGCUGACUGGAUAAAAAAACAAGAUACUCCAAUAUGCUGUCUAUGAGAGACACACUUCAGGGUAAAAGACACACACAGACUGAAAGUGAGGGGAUGGAAAAAGAUAUUUCAUGCAAAUGGAAACAAAAAGAAAGCAGGAGUAGCAAUACUUGUAUCAGACAAAAUAGACUUUAAAAGAAAGCUAUAACAAAAGACAAAGAAGGGCAUUACAUAAUAAAAGUGAUCAAUACAUGAAGAGGGUAUUACACUCAUUGACAUACAUGCACCCAGUAUAGGAGCAAAACAAAUACUAACAGACAUAAAGGGAGAAAUUGACAGGAAUACAAUUAUAAUAGGAGAUUUAGUACUCCUCUGAUAUCAAUGGACAGCUUUCCCAGACAGAAAAUCAAUAAGGCAAUAGAGAUCCUAAAUGACACAAUAGAAUAGUUGGACUGAAUUGAUAUCUAUAAGACAAUACAUCUAAAAAACAAAAAAACCAGAAUACACAUUCUUUUCAAGCAUGCAUGGAACAUUUUCUAGGAUUGACCACAUACUAAUAUACAAAACAAGCCUCAACAAAUUUAAGUGGAUAGAAAUUAUUUCAAGCAUAUUUUCUGACCACAAUGGUGUGAAACUAGAAAUCAACCACAGAAAGAAAAACAGGGGAAAAAAAAUGAUCACAAGGAAAUUAAAUAACAUGCUGCUAAAAAACCAGUGGGUCAACAAUGAAAUCAAAGAAGAAAUCAGACAAUAACUCAAGACAAACAACAAUGAAAACACAACCUUACAAAAUCUAUGGGAUGCAGCAAAAGCAGUUCUAAGAGGGAAGUUCAUAGUGAUACAGGCCUUCCUCAAAAAAAAAAGAAAAAUCUCAAAUAAACAACCUAACCUGUCACCUAAAAGAAUUAGAAAAAGAAGAGCAACCAAAGCCCAAAAUCAGCAGAAGGAAAGAAAUAAUAAAGUGAGGAAAUAAAUAAAAUAGAGAUUAAAAAAUAGAAAAUAUCAAUGAAACCAAGAGCUUCUUUUUGAAAAGAUAAACAAAAUUGAUAAACUUUUAGUCAGACUCAUCAAGAAAAAAAGAGAGCCCAAAUCAGUAAAAUCAGAAAUGAAAAAGGAGACGCUAAAACCAACAUCACAGGAAUACAAAGGAUCAUAAGAGAUUACUAUGAACAAGCAUUUGCCAAUAAAAUGAACAACCAAGGAAGAAAUGGACAAAUUUCUAGAAAAAAUACAGCCUACCGAGAAGGAGUCAAGAAGAAACAGACAAUUUGAACAGUUGGAUCAUUAGAAACUAAAUCGAAACUGUAAUAAGAAAAACUCCCAGCAAACAAAAGUUCAGGACCAGAUGGCUUCACAGGAGAAUUCUACCAAACAUAUAAAGAAGAGCUUAUACUAUCCUUCUCAAACUGUUCAAAAAAAUUGAAGAGGAAGGAACACUCCUAAAUUCAUUUCACAAGGCCAUUACCCUGAAACCAAAACCAGACAAGGACACUACAAAAAAAAAGAAAAUUACAGGCCAAUAUCUUUCAUGAAUAUAGAUGCAAAAAUCCUCAACAAAAUAUUAGUAAACCAAAUCCAACAAUACAUAAAAAGGAUCAUACACCAUGAUCAAGGUGGAUUUAUUCCAGAGUCACAAGGAUGGUUCAGCAUAGGCAAAAGUGUUUACUCAUUCAAUGAACAUGUCCCAUCUCUAUUCUAUUGGAUUAUUCUGAAGAAAUCAGCAUUUUUAGGACCAAAAAUCCUAAGAGGUUAUGAGCUAUAAAAUGUAAUAAGCACAGAUCAUUUUUAUUUCUAAAAGCCUAGUUUUCAGUGUAUUGCAAAUUAUUUUCCAAUUUGAACUGUAGAUGCAGCCCAGAACUUCAUUUAAGCUAAGUGUUUAUUAGUGGGGGAGAUCAAAUGAGCUGUCUUGGCUGAACGGCAGGCCAGGAAAGCAUGUCUCCUUUCUUCACUUUCCCCGGUGGAUUUGACUGGAUGGGACAGCCACCAUCAUGUCCCUCUGUGAAAUGCUACAGUGGGGUUGCUGGGCUCUUCAAAGCAGCUGCCAAGCACAUACCAUUCUCCUGAAACACUACUCUUUGAAAGGGUGGAAUUUCCCUGUGCUCUUGUUUCAUCUCCCCAAGCCCAGUAUUCUCAAAUUCUCCAAGCAACGCUCAAAGUCUUGGAGAACUCAGUGUGGCUUUAAUUUUCAGUUGCUAUCAAAUGGGAUACAAUUAAUUUCUUGUGGAACUGAUUAUUUUUAAUUUGCCAGGAAAUUCUAAAUAGGCUCUUUUGGUGCUAAGUCUAUGAAUAAACUUUAUUCUUGGGACAAGGAAGAAAUAACUAAACCUCUAAGGAUUGUAACUUCAUGGCAAAAAACCAGAGUAAUUAGGAAAGUAGACUUUGAAAGCAAACAAAUAUAGACAGACGGGGGUUUGAGUACCAACUUUGCAACUUUCUAAUCUGGUCAUUUUGGUCAGUUUGCUUAACCUCUCUAUGCUUCAGUUUCCUCACCUGUAAAAUGGGGAUAAUUAUAGUACUGAUCACAUGUGUUUUGAAGAUUAAAUGAGAUGAAGAUAUAGGGUGACCAACAGGCCUGGUUUUUGCCCAGGCCUGAGGGGUUUCUUGGGACACAAGACUUUCAGUGCUAAAGCUGAGAUAUUCUGGGCAGACUAGGAUGGCUGGUCACCCUAUAAGAGGUCAGGUACUUAUAUAAUGCCUGGUAUCCAUAAAUGAUAGCCAUUAUUUUAUGUAUUACAAAUAUCUUUAAGCAUAUUCCCAUGGACAUGUUUUCUACAUAGGUUAAUUAGACACAUCUCGACUUUAUGCUUUAUAAAAAGACUAAAACAUAUAACAAAAAAAAUGCUUCAUUAGUAGAUCAGCAUCACUGUCCAUUUUUAAGAUCUACUUGGUUAUUUCUAAAAUUCUACAAGUCUAUGUUUUUGCUUACUGACGCCAAGUCUUGAAAAACCUCACAUUGCUCUGUGAAGUAGUAUGUAAGUACAUAUUUCUUCAAAAGUGCACUGUGGCAAGAUAAGAAGCUUUGUCACAAUAAGAAAUGACUUGUAGGGCUUCCCUGGUGGCGCAGUGGUUGAGAGUCUGCCUGCCAAUGCAGGGGACACGGGUUCGAGCCCUGGUCUGGGAAGAUCCCACAUGCCGCGGAGCAACUAGGCCCGUGAGCCACAACUACUGAGCCUGCGCGUCUGGAGCCUGUGCCCCGCAACAAGAGAGGCCGCGACAGUGAAAGGCCCGCGCACCGCGAUGAAGAGUGGCCCCCACUUGCCACAACUAGAGAAAGCCCUCGCACAGAAACGAAGACCCAACACAGCCAAAAAUAAAUAAAUAAAUAAAUAAAUAAAAAGCACUUUCUUAAAAAAAAAAAGAAAUGACUUGUAGAAUAAUCUUUUUAGUACAACGAAUAAAAAGUCAUUUAGGGGACAUCAAGAUUUUGGACACAAUAUUUCCAUGUGAAACAUUUCUACUUAAGACGGCCUACUGAGCAUACUUCUUUAUCAGUCCUCUCCUACCUGUCAGUCCUAUUUAACGACAUAAAUUUCUCUUGUGUCCUUAUUCUCUGGCAUUGCAGAGACUAGGAGGGAGCUUAUCAGGUGACCUCAGAUUGUGGCAAACUCCUGGCUGACCAAAAGCUCUUGGGAUCUCAUUGACAAAUCAGGGGAAAGGGAUGCGGAGCCAUUGUUUUCUAAGUUUGUCUGGUUUUAAGAGUCACCUGGGGCUCUUAUUAAACAUACAGAUUUCCAGGUUCCUCCAAUAGAGAUACUGAUUCAGAGAGGGGGUGGAGAGCCCUUGAACCUGUAACUGAUUGGUAGCCCUUGAACCUGUAACUGAUUGAUGUCCCCUGAGACGUUUAUGAUGGGGCAAGUUUGGAAGUGGUUCUCAACCAGGGAUUGUCAUUAUGCCUGAAGGUCUCCAAGCACUUAAUACCCUGGAACCAAGGAUGAUAAACAUCCCGCAGUGCUUGAGCCAACACAAUACACAAAACAGACCCUGGAAACAGGACAACCACUGUAUAGAAUUUUACAUGGAACUCUACACUUCAUUUAGACACUCCAUUAACGUUUGUUAACUUAACAAAAUUAUCAAUAUCCCAAGGAGCUAGACUAAGUAUAGGCUGACCUGGUAAUUUUCCAGCAGAUGAUAACAUCUCCCUCUUGAGGGAUAAGGGAAAAUUACUUUCAUACAAGCAAUUAUUUUUAAACUGAUUUAUUCCUGUUCUUAUUUUCUUCGAAGAUUAUAUAAUGCUGUGUUUUAUAUGUAACACCAGGAGAGAGAGUACUAUUCCUUUCAGAAGGGACACUCUGAAAGAAAAGAAAUAACCACGUGUAAAAAGAUAUUCUUUAACAAGUCUUGUUCUUUGUUCCCUUCCUACUUACCGCUCAUCAACAUGGAAUGCGUAAUGCUUGUCCUUCUAUUUACCUUUUUAUUCUUUCUGCAGUGGUUCUCAAGUAUAGUUCUCUAUACCUGGAAGGUUUAAUUUUCCUAGGGUUCUGUCUUCUCCUAUUUUAGGUUUUCUUCUUGUAUUUUCUUCUCCCCAAGUGCCUUCAUUUCCCCCGUGCUUACUUUCUGUCCAUCUACUUCUCUUUCUUUCAUUUUCUCUCUAGCAUUUAGUCCCUCCUGCCUUUUGAUCUAGAACCUUUAGUGCCUGUAUUAUUCCUUGGAUGUUACAGGCCAGCUGCCUGAUGUGGGAUGACCAGCUGUCCCAGUUUGCCCUGUACUAAGACCCCUCUGUCCCAGGCCAACCAGGAUGGCUGAUCACUCCACUUAACCAGUAACCUGGGGAAAUAAUACACCGACACCAGGUGGAGGGAGGAGUAACUCUGUUAUUGGUAGUACCCCGCUGGGUUGCUGUAGUUUUUUAAUUAGUGAUUGUUGGAAGAGCAUGCAAAUGCAAAUAAACCAAAUAGGGGUCAGAACCAAUUAUUAGCAAGAGUUUCUCUGGUCCUUUCUGUGAAGGACCAGAGAAACCAAGUAUAUGACUAAAAGAGACUUGGAAGAUCAGUGUGAGAGACUGAGUUGGUCAUUAGAGCUGAAGGCUGUGAAGCUCAUGUGUGUAGCCCUGCCUGUGGAGAAAAGAGGAUAGCUUUGGCACUGAGAUGUUUGAGCUGAGUAAAAACCCCUGAUGACGUAGUCUAUUCCAGAGUAACCGACAAAUCAGGAGGACGCAUUGAAGAGGCAGAAAUGGCUCUACCUGCUCCUGGGAAGCAUUGUGGAGGCUGAGUCUUACCAGUCUGAGUUGCAGGAUCAGAGACUUCUCACCGGCGAGCUGAGUGGGAGUUCUCUCAGGGGCUCAGUGGAGCCCGGAACAGCCUUCUGUGGCUUUUCUCCAGUGCUCUGCGAAUUAGAGUAGUUAGGGGCUAAAACGUCUGACCAAAAACAAGCUUCACCACCCCUGUCGUUCUACCAUGAAAAGGACCCUUCCUCUUUUACCUUCAGAUUGUCUUUGAACGUGCCAAUAUUCUUAGUCAAAGGCCAUACUAUACUAUAACUCAUCCCCACUGCGAUGCUAACUGAUGACCCAGGGUUUGUUUUAUUUUUAGGAGCCAUAGGAAGAGCAGCUCUGUCGCCUCUUCACUUCCCCUGUGAGAGAGGAUUCCUGCUUCCAGGCGCACACAAUGCCUAUUUGACAAAUUAGACAGUUUUGAAUACAUGACUUAUUCUUCCGUAAUUAAUUCAUUCUAGCGGAAAGCACAGGACUGUGAGAUUCUUAACAGACGAAGGGAGUGAAAUCCAAGACUCUCAAGUACUUCUGGGGGAAGUCAGACUCAACCAUUGCCUCCUUGUCUUCAUUCAGCAGACCGCUUAUUGAGCAUUUAGUACCUACUGAGCACUCUGCUUGGUGUUGUAGAUAAAACAAUGAAAACAGUAUAAUUCUUGACCUCCAGGCACGGACGCUAUGGUUUUUAGAAAGUUACAUACGUAUGAAUAAUAAAGGUGACAGGUGCUAGAGUCAAAGCAUAUUCAGGUUACAAGGUAAGGGUGUAGUCCGUUCUCCCUGGGCUGUGGUCCCUGUAGAGAUCUAGCCUACCAGCUCUGGAGGAGAAGGUCUGUGACUGUGAUUGAUUUAUUCAUCAUUGAUCUCCACUGCCUCACACUUAGUAGGUGCUCAGUAAAUCGUUUUUCAACGAGCAAAAGAUGGUGCUGCCAUAAAGCGUGGUGGAUAUGCACAGAAACAAUGCAAGCAGUUCAGCCAAAGGGUCCAGGUACUGCACGAUCGGGCCCUGCCUCCCUCUCCAGCUGCCAUCUCCCAUGCUCUGCUCCCCUUCCAACAUGCUGAGCAGUUAAGGCUUUACCCUGAAAGCAAUGGGGAGGGGGCGCCCAGAGCAUAGUUUUAUGUCGGGCUCUGAAAUGGUCAGCUUUGUGUUUUAGAAAGAUAAUUCUGGCUGCAGUGUGAAGGAUGGAUUAGAGGGGGAAACUCUGGAGUAGAGAAGAUCAUUCAGAUUAGCAGUCAUUCAGUUGGGAGAAUGCACACAAGAGUUGCCCGGUAACUGUCCAGGGCCCACCCCAGACCAUUUGAAUCAGAAUCUCUGGAGAUGGAAUCCAGAUAUCAGUAGUUAUAAAUUGUCCCAGGUGAUCCCGGUGAGACAUGAAGUUGAGAAUCAGCAGGAUAAGAUGGUUGCAGAAUGGAAAAAGGGGGCAUAGAUACCCGGGCUACUAGAGGUAGAGGAACAACACCCCUAAGUAGCAAGAGCAGGGGCCAUGAAGACAGGGAGGAAUUGAAUUACUCACAGGUUCUGGUUGGAGUCAUUGACAUGGGAAGUAAGGUGACUGGCCUUUCUAAUUUCCCUGGAGUAUCAUGCUUUCAGUACGGAUGCUCCCUCAUCCCAGGGAAGUUGAUCACCCUACAGGAAGGAGAGUGAUAACUUUUACCAAAAUAAGUAAAUAGGCAUCAGCGCGUGGUUGGAAGAAAGAUGAUUCAUUUUAAACAUGGGUGACAGCUGCUACGUAUUGGUGACUAAGGCUGUCCUAAAGCUCACAGCUGAGGAUCAAAUGAGCUAAAUUCCCUACAUUCUAAAUUCCUAGAAGCACAGCUGUUAGGGCCAUGCAUCCUCAGCAGGGCUUGCUAAGAGAAACCAGGAAGCAGAAGAAGCACCACCACAUCCCACCCUGAUAAUACGAUGAGGUUGAGAGGGAGAAGGCUGUUGCCUUUUGUAGAAGUACGUUACUCAUGUAGAACUACUUAGUUUCCAGAACAGGCCAGGGUGGCUCUGGGCUACCUCCUCAGAGCUGAGGGAAGGAGCUGACAAGAGAACUGCUCACAGGUGUGUGGGUCUCUGCCUGUGCCGGUCCCUGUCUGGACAGUUAGAGGGCACAGGCUCGCUGCCCAGCCCCCGUGCUACCAGGGUAGAGGAAAUGCACGUGGGGGAGAGAUGCUAUGGUGCGGGACUGCCGGGUGAAGCAGGGCCAAGACCUGCCCCCACUCAAACCCCAAGCGGUUUGGAAGAUGGAUCCCACAUGUGCCUGAAGAUGCAGGAGUUGGCUGUGAUUGCCAGAGGGUGAAGGGGAUUAAGAAGAAUACACCUGCAUUUAUAAAAUAAAAUAAGCCACAGGGAUAUCAUAUACAGCAUAAGAAAUAUGAUCAAUAAUACUGUAAUAAUUUUGUAUGGGGACAGAGGGUUACUAGGGUUAUCAUGGUGAUCGUUUUGUAAUGUACGCAAAUGUCAAAUUGCUAUGUAGUACACCUGAAACUAACAGUAUUGUACAUCAACUAUAUUUCAAUAAUAAAAAAUCCUUAGAUGCUAUUGCUUCCUUUCAGAGGCUCUUAGUUAAUGGAAUUAACUAGCUUAUUUAUCAUUAGAAUACAGUAGUAAUUUAAAAAACAAAUCUACACUAACAAGCUCAUUUGGGAAACAACAGCUGCUCCAAGAUUCCAGAGGAGACGGGGGAAUUAAAAACCUGAUCCCAGCUGAAGACAUUUCUAGACUGAAAGUGCCUGAUGUCUAACUCAAUGGAAAUGUGUUUGGAAUAUGUGUGGAAUGUAUAAAGUUUCCUUGUACUUCUUUUCUUCA
This is a messenger RNA of Physeter macrocephalus (sperm whale), 10627 nucleotides long. It is a transcript of the gene HSPB3, whose product is annotated as heat shock protein family B (small) member 3. The record is from RefSeq and is a predicted model, not a curated record. The transcript has 3 exons. Lineage: Eukaryota; Metazoa; Chordata; Mammalia; Artiodactyla; Physeteridae. Gene Ontology annotation, cellular component: nuclear speck; cytoplasm. The coding region runs from base 102 to 551 and encodes 149 amino acids.